Molecule: messenger RNA, 1911 nt
Organism: Anopheles gambiae (African malaria mosquito)
Lineage: Eukaryota; Metazoa; Arthropoda; Insecta; Diptera; Culicidae
Exons: 4
Coding region: 320-820 (166 amino acids)
Cellular component (GO): membrane
Source: RefSeq, a predicted model, not a curated record
AGACCGAGACCGGCACCGCUCGCAGUCAACAGUGUACGCUCCAGCCGCGAGGAACAGCUUCGCUUUCGGUUCGAUUAAAGCAGCCACCUCCCCACCCCUGCCCUUCACCUUCGUUCGUGUUCGCGUGUGCUUUUCUGUGUGCAAGUGCAAGUGACCCUUACCCACGGCGUUCUCCUCCCGACCCUCACCCUCACCGAUCAACGCUACGGGACGGUAGACGCUAUCAAUCAACAGGCCGGAACAGCACCGCACGUUGCCCAGCUUUCCUUAGCGAAGACACCAACCAGCCCAGCAGCUUAGCUCGAUUGAUUGCCGCAAGAUGUCGCACUCGGUCGUAAUAACGCGUACAACAACCACCACGACGAGCACGUCCCAUCUCGUGCUCAACACGGGCUACCUCCGCACAACGCCCGGCCUGCUGAAGCUCGCCCAGCUGAUCAUCGGCGCCGUCAAUGUCGGGCUGGUGGCGUACUACAUCCGGCGCUAUCCGACCUCCGGUCUGCCGGCCAGCGCCGAGUUCUUCUUCCUGCUGAUGGCGGUCGCCUUCCUGGUCGGGACGUUCUGUCUGCUCGCCUCCUGUCUCGUGUCGCUCAGCACCGGCGGCAUCAUCUCGAAGACGAUCUACGAGCUGGUGUACCAUACGAUCGCGUUCCUGCUCUACCUGAUCGCCUCGAUCAUGCUGCUGGUGGACGUCACCAACGGGCGCUACUACCACACGAUCAAGGAUGCGUACAUGGCGGCGGCGAUCCUUGGAUUGAUCGUGUCCGCUCUCUACCUCUUCAGCGCUCUGCUCGCUCAGCGCUCCUACCGCGGCAUCUAAACCGUGCGGGACCGAGCUCCGUCUGCCGUCUUCCAGCCUGUGACCUCCGCUCCGGUCCACCGGCUGCCGCUGUGUUUGUGUUCCGCUCGCUCAGAGCGACCAAAAAAACAAGUGCGCAUGUGUUCGCUACGGUAGACACUUCCUUGUUCCGUGUUCCCUCAAUGUGUGUGUGUAUACAUGUGUGUGUGUGUGUAUUUAUCUAUGUGUGUGCCUUUCCCUUCGACUCAAUCGUGUCGUUGGUCGCAUUUCAAGCCAAGUUUUUUUCUCUCCCCGUCUCCUUGUUUGUUGACUUCGCGCUAUAAUCUCACCGAAAUGCUGCCCGAAGGGUUUGCUGGCUAGAUCGCUGUUUCAAUGUCCAAUAUGUGUGUGUGUCUGUUUACUACCACUGGCAAGCAAGUUUACUUAUAUGGGUAUGAGAAAAAGCAAACAGCCACGGAACAAAAAACGGAACAAAAAUCCCCAAACAAUCCGGAAAAGAAAAGAGAAGGGAAGAAUUGUUAGAAAAAAGUCAUAUACUCGUUUUUUUACAGUAACAUCAGUAUAAUAUACUCUUUUUCGAAACAGUUUUUAUACCAUCAGUGGUUACGAUAAAGACGUGCAUUUCCUACACAGUUUAACACCACAACAAGUUGUUCUUUUUUACAACAAAAUAAAAAGUAAAAUAAAUAAGCUAUUUACAAUCACAAUCCAGUCCAUAAACACAGCAAGCGAUAGGGAAACGUUUCUGCUCAUACCCAAAAGAGCACAGUAGGCACUAAAGUAGGCGCUUCUACCUAAGUUGAAAUUGCUUACUCAGUUAUCCAGUCCAAUGGGUUUUUUUUUUGAAAUUCUUAUAAUACUACUUUAUUAAACGUUGCAAAAAGAGCAAUUCACAUCUAUUCAACAUACCUUGUUGUUCUUCUGCAAUUGUUCUCAUCGGUACUCGUAUCUUAUAAUCUUGUAAGCAAACUUACUGUUCUUAAUUGUUUUGUUGUUUUUUUUGUGUACUCCUAUCUAUGUUAGAUAAGUUUUUUUGUUUAUGCGUUUAGUGCGCAAUUACGAAGAUAAUAAAAUAAAACAUAAUUUGUUGGUUUUUUUUUCUUCUACUUUUA